Molecule: messenger RNA, 3426 nt
Organism: Hypanus sabinus (Atlantic stingray)
Lineage: Eukaryota; Metazoa; Chordata; Chondrichthyes; Myliobatiformes; Dasyatidae
Gene: nt5c2a
Product: 5'-nucleotidase, cytosolic IIa
Exons: 19
Coding region: 330-2021 (563 amino acids)
Molecular function (GO): 5'-nucleotidase activity
Source: RefSeq, a predicted model, not a curated record
CCCCUUUAAGACGGCCGCAGGUGGGGUGCCUGCCCCUUUAAAGGCAGGCUCCGGUUUCGAGCCGUGACGUCCCAGCGGUGCUGCGCGCGCGCAGACGGUCGAGUCGCACUUGGCGCCCCGCAGCUCGGAGCGGGGAAAAACAUUUGGUUUUCCAAUUGCUAUUGGGUGGCUCUGAUAACUUUAAUCCUGUGACCAAGCGAACACGUUUUCAGGAGAUUUCUGGAUCAGGACAUCGCUUCUGAGGCUGCCUAUACUUUGCUUUUCAGUGUUACAGCUUUUAUCUGUCUGCACAUAAAAAUAAAACAUAAAAACAGAUCACUGAAACCAACAUGUCUUCCUGGAGUGAGAAGCUGAAUGAUGACCCACCAGGAACUAUGGAUGGGAGUGCUAUGAAGAAAUAUCGUCGCGAGGCUUACCACCGAGUGUUUGUAAACCGCAGCUUGGCCAUGGAGAAGAUUAAAUGCUUUGGCUUUGAUAUGGACUACACCCUGGCAGUGUACAAGUCUCCUGAAUACGAGUCUCUGGGUUUUGACCUGACUGUUGAACGCCUGAUCUCCAUUGGGUAUCCUCAGGAACUAGGCAGCUUUGUCUAUGACCCUACAUUCCCAACCAGCAGAGGCCUGAUUUUUGACACGUUACACGGGAACUUGCUGAAGGUCGAUGCCUACGGGAACAUCUUGGUUUGUGCCCAUGGCUUCAACUUCAAGAGAGGACCAGAAAUCAGAGAACAAUAUCCAAACAAAUUUAUUCAGCGGGAUGACACGGAGCGGUUCUACAUCCUCAACACCCUCUUCAAUCUCCCUGAGACCUACCUGUUUGCUUGCCUGGUUGAUUUUUUCACCAAUUGCUCCCGAUACACAAGUUGUGAGACAGGAUUUAAGGAUGGCGACCUCUUCAUGUCCUUCAAGAGUAUGUUCCAGGAUGUGCGGGAUGCUGUCGACUGGGUUCAUUACAAGGGAUCAUUGAAAGAGAAGACUUUAGAAAAUUUGGAAACCUACGUUGUUAAAGAGCCCAAACUGCCAUUACUGCUCAGUCGGAUGAAUGAAGUUGGCAAAGUUUUCCUGGUCACCAACAGCGACUACCAGUACACCAAUAAAAUUAUGACCUACAUGUUUGACUUUGGCCAUGGCCCCAUGCCUGGAACCCCUCACCGACCCUGGCAGUCAUACUUUGACCUGGUUGUGGUGGAUGCUCGGAAGCCGCUAUUUUUCAGCGAGGGAACAGUUCUGCGUCAAGUGGAUAAGACAACUGGCCACUUGAAGAUCGGGACACAUACAGGACCUCUGCAGCACGGUGUUGUGUACUCAGGAGGUUCUUCGGAUAUUAUGGGGGACCUGCUGGGAGCAAAAGGCAAAGACAUUCUGUACAUUGGUGAUCACAUCUUUGGUGACAUCCUGAAAUCAAAGAAACGGCAGGGCUGGAGAACAUUCCUGGUCAUCCCCGAACUGGCACAGGAGCUGCAUGUCUGGACAGACAAGAGCAGCCUGUUUGAGGAGCUACAGAGUCUGGACGUGUUUCUGGCAGAACUCUACAAACACUUGGACAGCAGCAGCAACGAGCGCCCUGAUAUCAGCGCCAUUCAGAGACGCAUCAAGAAAGUCACUCAUGACAUGGACAUGUGUUACGGGAUGAUGGGGAGCCUGUUCCGCAGCGGCUCCCGGCAGACGCUCUUUGCCAGUCAGGUCAUGCGCUAUGCAGAUCUCUACGCAGCCUCGUUCAUCAACCUGUUGUACUACCCUUUCAGUUACCUCUUCCGAGCUGCCCACGUCUUGAUGCCCCAUGAGUCCACUGUGGAGCACAGCCAUGUGGAUAUUAACUACGCUGAGUCUCCAAUGGCAACACGUAACCGUUCAAUGGGCUCGGCGGAUUUUAAAGGUACUGAGUUCAAAAGGCACCAACUGACCAGAUCAAUCAGUGAGAUCAAACCACCUAAUCUUUUCCCACAAACUCCACAAGAGAUUACACAUUGCCAUGAUGAAGAUGACGAUGAAGAGGAGGAGGAGGAGGAAGAGGAGGAGUAGUACUGAAACUCAAUCCUGACCCCACCCCAUGGAACUGAAAAACGGUUUGAGGCAUGCACAAUGAAGAUGGUGAUGUGGUUCACAAGGGCAAUCAAGGAUUCAAAGGAACAAGAGUUGGUUUUAAUUCUGGAAAAUUAACACCUCAUUGACUUUUUCAAUUUUUCUGAGUGAUUUAGCAUUAUACAAUUGUUUUAAUAAUGGGUCAGAAGUUUGCAUUGAGAGUGUGAUCAUGGAUGGGGGAGACUGUGCUGAAUAGUAUGUCAUUGCUGUGAUGGGAAGAUAGUGAUCGUGUGAUUCAGUCUGUAAUCCCUUGAUCUCUGAUUUAAUGUAAUCCAAGGUGGAGAGAAAAUGCCUGUGACAACUUUGAAUGCAAGUCCUUUCACUUCAGUAACUGAUGGACCUGUUUUGUAGGUCGUUUUUUUUUGAGGUGGAGGGGAAGAGGUGUGUGGCAUAUUACGAGUUAAGUAUCUCAAUCAAAGCACAAACGAGUUAGGACUGGGGCAGUGGGUGGGGUGGCGGUCUCACCCUUCAUUCUUUAUACUGUAUGACUCUAUGCAAAGUAGAAAAUGCAGAAUCCACCAGGGAUAACAUGGCCUUGCUGCUCAGGCCUAUUAGACGUUAGUAUGGUGCUUCCCACAUUCCUUGGUUGAACUGAGCCUCUGCUUGGGAAGUGCGAGCACCACAAAAAAGCCCAGCUGUAGCUUUCUCAGCAGAAUCAGUCUAUUCAAACAAUCAUGUAUAGAAAAGAGUUUCACUGUUUGCCUGAUGGGAUGGUGUGGAAGGAGCUUCUGUGUCUGACUCAGGAGUGCAUGAUGCGAAGGUGUGGAGAGAGCUUUGCUCUGUGCCUAUCUUGAUUGUUUAAGGUGUCGGCAAAGGAGCAGAGCGACUGCCCUUUGCACACCAAACUCUAUCUAUGUACAGUUUGAGAGAGCUUGGGGUUGACGAGCUGAGGUUACAGACAGGACCUACUGUACACAGUACAAACCAGCAGCAGGACCAGAGUACAUUGCUUUGUCAGUCCACAAUGCUGACAUGGACUAAAAGGAGUCACUGUGUUCUAAUUCUCUUGUUUAUAGAGGUUGAUUGUUAAACUAACAAGCAGUCCAAAAAUGUGCAAAUUUCUGUGAUACUCUAAAUCUGUUGUAGGUAAAUGCUGCCCCCACUUCUAGAUUCAGUGUGAAAAUUCAUAGGUUAGAUGUUUUCCAUCCCAGUGCCUCUUGUCUGCCAUCUGAGCAUGGCCUUCCAGAUAAAUUCGCCAGUAUUAAGUUGCCUUGAAAUGCCUUGAAAUCAAAAAAAAAGUUGGUAUUCUGAAGAUGCUGCCAUUGAAGCAGUGGGCAUGUAUACACCUGUUAAUUUAACAUCUUACCUUUUUCCUCUGGUUAAAUUAAAAGGUGUUUGAAUACAA